GCCACUCUUCCAGCGUGCAGGCUGAGACAGCAUCGGACGCCGCACGUGAGGUGGCCAAGCUUGUUGGCUUGAGCCUGGAGCAGCAACAGCAAGAGGCUGAUGUUGCCUACAAGCAGGUGAAAGAUCUGGUUGGCGAGACCGGCAAGCGCGCAGAU
This is a messenger RNA of Symbiodinium pilosum, 155 nucleotides long. The record is from the annotation of a GenBank genome assembly. NCBI's taxonomy places the organism in Eukaryota, Dinophyceae, Suessiales, Symbiodiniaceae.